UUUUUAUAAAUUUUGGGUUUUGAGUAGCCCAAAUUUAUAUUUUUAGUUAAAACUUCGGUUCGACCCGAUUAACCCAAAAUAGCGGGUUUGGAUACGAGUUUUUUUUAUAAGAGAGGGCAAUCAAGCAACAAAUUAUGUUAAUUCCUUAGGUCAUUUUUUUUUUUAAUUUUUUUUAAAGACUUACUUCCUUAGGUCGUUACAUGCAAACUUAUCAUCCUUUUUAGAAACUAGGAGAGGAACAAGGUGGACUGGUUGUUGGCUUGUUGCCUAUUGUCGUCUUCUCUGCUCUCUCCUCCUAACCUGCGUCUUAAGGUAUGAUCUCAUCCCUAUUUUUUACUAAAUUUUCCCUCUUUUUUUCCUAGGGUUUUCGAAUUUCACCUCUGAAUUUCGAUUAUUUGCCAACUAUUGAUCCUAUAAUUCACAAAUCAAAGAUCAAAAUUCACAAUCUUUGAUCAAAAGUAACAAUCAAAUCAUCACAAUCAAUAAGAAUUAUUUGCUUAAUUAUCGAAUUCCUACAACCAUGGCUAACGCCGGCGAGGAUGAAUCUGACGCCAAAUUAAGUGACUUAGAGGAGGAGGAUAAUCAACAGGAAGAGAUUAAACUAGCCGUGAAUUCACCAGAAUCGGAAAUUUCCGUUGAGAAAUUCAAUGAAUUACUCACUGAAUUUGAUCGUGAGAAGCAAGCAAGAAUCGCUGCUGAAAACUCGAAAUCGGAGCUUGAAGUUCAAUUUAAUCGGCUUAAAGUACUCGCUCGUGAGGCGAUUAAGAAGCGAGAUGAGAGUGCGAUUCAAAGAGAUGAGGUGAUUAAGGAGAGAGAUGAUGCGAUUAGGGCAAAUGAGAAACUGAGUAAUGAGUUGUCGGAGGUGAAUAAGGCGAAAGACGAGGUUUCGAAGCAGUUGGAGGAAGCAUUGAAGGGGAAGGAAUCUUCGAGGGCGGAAAUUGAGGCUGCUGCUCAAAUGUUAGUGACUGGGAUUGAGAAAAUUUCAGGGAAAGUUAAUCAUAUUAAGAAUUUUACUGCUGGGGGUUUGCCCAGAUCACAGAAGUAUACUGGUUUGCCUGCUGUUGCUUAUGGGGUGAUCAAGAGGACGAAUGAGAUAGUCGAGGAGGUGGUUAAACAGAUUGAUUCGAUUGCCAAGUCGAGGGAUGAGGCUCGUGGAAUGAUGGAGCAAAGGAAUUAUGAGAUUGCUAUUGAGGUUUCUGAGCUCGAGGCAUCGAUUAGUCAGUUGAGGGAUGAGGUGACUGAGAAGAGUGGUCAAAUUGAGUAUUUGGAGAAGAGUAUUGCUGAAAAGGAUGAGAAAUUGGAGGAGAUUGAGAGUGGGAUGUCAGAGAGGAUAGGCUCUGUUGAGGAUGAGAGGGAGGAGUUGAGGAAGUUAGUGGAUGAGUAUGACGGUAGGAUAAGGGAGUUGGAGUUGGAGAUGGAGAAGCAAAGGCCUUUGCUUUUAGAGCAGUUAGGUUUUGUGUCAAAGAUUCAUGAUCAGCUGUAUAAUGUGAUCAAGAUUGUGGAUGCUAAUAAUGGGGAUCAGUCGGAGCUGUCAGAGUCUUUGUUUCUUCCUCAGGAGACGGGAUUGGAGGAGAAUAUACGGGCUUCGUUAGCUGGGUUGGAAUCAAUAUAUGAAUUGAGUAGAAUUGUUAUUGCAAAGACGAGGGACAUUAUGGAAGAAAAGAGUCGUGUGGUUAAAAACCUAAAUGAAACAGUUGCUCGAUUAUUUAGGGAGAAGGAGCAUGUAGGGGUGUUGCUAAGAAGUGCUCUGUCCAAGAGGUUAGCCUCAGUUUCAACAUCUGAAACAAAUACUGUGUUCCAAGUUGCAGAAAACGGUUUAAGAGAAUCAGGGAUUGAGUUUAAGUUUGGCCGUGUUCUUGAAGAUGCGAGUAAAGAAGGUUCACAGGAGACAAAAGAUGAUGAAAUAUAUGCCUUGGCUGGCGCAUUAGAGGGUAUUAUUAAGGAAUCACAAUUGCAGAUUAUUGAGCUUCAACAUACAGUGGAGGAGCUAAGGGCAGAGUCAAGUUUACUUAAAGAACAUCUGGAGACCCAAUCCAAGGAGCUCAGCCAAAGAAAGCAUCGUAUAGAGGAACUUGAAGAGAAGGAACGACAAGCGAAUGAAAACAUUGAAGGGCUUAUGAUCGAUAUUGCUGCUGCUGAAGAGGAAAUUACAAGAUGGAAACUGGCAGCAGAGCAAGAAGCUGCAGCUGGAGGAGCUGUUGAGCAGGAGUUCCAUGCUGAAAUAUCUUCCCUCAAAAAAGAAGUUGAGGAUACAAAGCAAGCAAUGUUAGAGUUGGAGAAAAAGCUCAAAUUCAAGGAAGAGACAGCUGCUGCAGCAAUGGCUGCAAGAGAAGCAGCUGAAAAAUCAUUGAGGUUGGCAGACAAUAGAGCCUCUAGAUUAAGGGAUAGAGUGGAAGAACUGACUCGUCAGCUUGAGAACUUGGACAAUAAAGAUGAUAACAGGAAUAGCACUCGUCCGAGAUAUGUAUGCUGGCCAUGGGAGUGGCUUGGAAUUGACUUUGUUGGUACACGACGGCAAAUUGAUAUGCCAGAGCAGCAAAGUCCAAACGAAAUGGAACUGUCGGAACCACUUUUGUGAUUUUUCUUUUUUUGGGGAGUUACAUUUAUAGUCAAUUUAUUGAUCUCUUCUGGCUAUUUUCUUUGUAUAAAAAAGAAAUUGUAGCUUCAUAGUAUUGAAAUUCUUCAUAGUUUUUGUCCAUAGAACACAUCAAAGUUAAACGAGCGUGUUUACUGAUCAGCACUUAGGUUCUAGGAAGCAGGUGAUUCUACUUUGAAACAAAAUGAUAAUUGCAUUGUAACCAGAUAGAUUUGAGUAACAAGUGAAGGUCUUUCUGCAACUUUCUUUUCUA
Chenopodium quinoa (quinoa) is the source of this 2849-nucleotide messenger RNA. RefSeq lists its product as uncharacterized. Bases 521 to 2578 code for a protein of 685 amino acids. NCBI's taxonomy places the organism in Eukaryota, Viridiplantae, Streptophyta, Magnoliopsida, Caryophyllales, Amaranthaceae. The record is from RefSeq and is a predicted model, not a curated record. The transcript has 5 exons.